CAAAAUGGCUGACAAAUUUGACUUUGCAGCUUUUAUUUAAUUUAUCUGACCUUCUUAGGUACAUAGAGGACAAAUACCUAUUGAAUAGCAUGGCUGAGUACGGGGCACAUUUGAAUCAGAGCGCAAGCUCUGAGGCACCAACAUUUUUCGAGGUUAUCGCACAGGAAUCCAUGACGAGUGUUUUACGACCAGCCAUGACUUAUGCCUUGAAGACUAUAGCCAGUUCCCAUCCUGACAACUUGGGUUGGUUAUGGCGUUACGGCGACGAAAUUUAUAGUGUGAUGGACUAUGUAUUGCAGAAUUUUUAUCUUAAAAAAUACAGUGGGACAUUUUCUGAACAUUUUUAUGGGCUCAAACGAUUGAGUAUUUGGACCUCAAGCUCCACUCAAAUCAAUGGCAGUCCUCAAAGUACCGGAGUAGCUGAUACACAGUCAAAGCUAACAGAUAGACAGAGAUACUACUCUUUGUUAACAAUAGUAGUUAUUCCUUAUUUGAAGUUAAAGUUAGAUCAAUAUUUUGAAAGGCUUCGAGAAGAGACAGGAGAGGCGGUGUGCUACGUGCCAAGAAGACAGAAAUUCCUGCAGCAUCUAAAACGUAUUUUUGUUACUGUGUAUCCCUUUUUACACUGCACGUGGGAGUCAAUAUUUCUUUGCUAUCAGCUGAUGUACAUGUUCUCUUCCUCAAUUACUCAUUUUCCUCUCCUUCACUGGAUUGGUUUAAAACUCCAGCGCCUGUCACGUGAGGAUAUCCUUGCACAGACAAUGGAAGGCAAUGCCUUCUAUCCUCCAACAGGACAAUCAUGGCUGAACAAGUUAUAUGCCCUUCCAAGUACAUUGAACAGUCUCCUGGUCAAAGUCUUAGCCAAUGGACUUCCAAUCAUUGUGUUUUUUCUAAAGUUUUUAGAGUGGUGGUAUUCAAGUGAAAAUAGUCAUACUGUUGCUGCUGUUACCCAGCUACCCGUUCCUCCUCCUCCCCCUCAAUUACAGCCAGCUCAAUUUGGAGUGCAACUUCCAAGCCAUCCAGCUCAAUGUCCACUUUGCAAGAAAGUCAGAACAAACCCCACAGCACUGAGCACCUCUGGCUAUGUGUUCUGUUACCCCUGCAUCUAUCGUCACCUUGGACAGCAUGGCUGUUGUCCAGUGACCCAUUUACCCAGUACUCAAGAACAGCUAGUCCGACUGUACAUCAAUAAAGAGAAUUAAGUUAGCAACAAGAUAACUUUACCAUGAAAGCUUUUGUAGAUGUUAAAAAUUUUAAAAAAAAUUACUACAAACUACAAAAAUAUACUGAAACAAGCAACAAACCUGUCUACCAAUUCAAGAUUUGAUAACUUUAGGGUGCAAGAUUCCUUAUUUUCUGGCCCAAAUUGACAGAUUUAUUUUUUCUAAGAUUUGACAUUUAAAAACUUUUGCAUAUUCAGUUGCAAUAUUGGUAGAGUGCAAACAAUAUCUCUGUGAAAUAUCAGUAACGCUAACAGACUUAUACUAUUUUAUGCUAAUUCUAUUAUUUUCUUUUGUUUAACUAGCACUUUUGUUAAUACUAUAUUGUUUGCACUCGAUAAUCAAUUAUGUUUUAGUAUUUACAGAGAAACAUUAGACAUAUUACUUUGCAAAAGCUUUAGGAAAAAAGUAUAAGUUAGGGCAUUUGGUAACAGAACAUCAACGUUUUUUGUAAUUAUUGUAUUGUUUAUUUCUAAUUAUAUGCUGUAUACAUAUAAAUUAUUAUAUUACAUUUUUAAAGCACAAAUCAAAUAACUUAUGUAGUGUAGUUAUUAUCAUCUAGAUGAUUUCUGUUGAAUCAGUUUUUAGAGUGGUUUUCAUAAACCUGUAAAAUUUAGUACUACUUCUCUCUAUGCUUUGGUUUUCUAUUGUGUUUAUCUGACUAUUACACUGUUUUACAGGUUAGAGUGUUAUUCAUAAACACAUGAAACAAAGUGUACUAAUAUUAGAGUGUAAUAGUCAGAUAAACACAAAUAAAAAAACAAAUUAGAGUGUACU
Molecule: messenger RNA, 1997 nt
Organism: Actinia tenebrosa (Australian red waratah sea anemone)
Lineage: Eukaryota; Metazoa; Cnidaria; Anthozoa; Actiniaria; Actiniidae
Product: peroxisome assembly protein 12
Biological process (GO): protein monoubiquitination; protein import into peroxisome matrix
Cellular component (GO): peroxisomal importomer complex; peroxisomal membrane
Molecular function (GO): ubiquitin-protein transferase activity; protein binding; zinc ion binding
Source: RefSeq, a predicted model, not a curated record